Messenger RNA from Ochlerotatus camptorhynchus, 1629 nucleotides. RefSeq lists its product as uncharacterized. Bases 1 to 1629 code for a protein of 542 amino acids. The transcript is spliced from 4 exons. NCBI's taxonomy places the organism in Eukaryota, Metazoa, Arthropoda, Insecta, Diptera, Culicidae. The record is from RefSeq and is a predicted model, not a curated record.
AUGGGUGAAGAACAUGAGCAUUAUGGUGUUUUGCCUUUGCUGGAUAAGGCUUUCAAUGAAACUUUCGGAUAUGGAUCGGUGACUGAUGAUCUGAGGAGCAACGUCAAGAAUGUAAUCCAAGAUGAAGCAAACAGUAAACUGUCAAGCCAUGAACAGGAGCUGCUAGGCAUCAGACGGACGGUUCCCGGCUGGGAUGGGGAACCACCACGGCGGGUUUUCGAUAAUGGUAACAAGGAUCAAAACAACAACGAAACCGAUGAGAACGAUGAUUACGAGUAUAAAAUUGCAAAUCAGAGCGGCCUGUUGUCGUCGUCGCCGUCGUCCGAUAGUGGAGAUUCGGCGGAAAUCAAUGAUAGGGUGGUGGUUCUUGGCCAAAGGUUCAACGGUGAAAGCAUGCAGGACAAAGACGUGCCUGAAAAGAAGUCAACUUUGGGGUGGCUGAAAAGAAAAUUACUCUCUAUUGAGGGAGACUCGGUAGCUGAUGAUAGAGAUGACACCGAGUCUGAUUACAAUGAUGAUAAGAGGUGGAGAGUGGGACUUGCUGGUGAGUUCAAGCGUAGAGGGGGUUCUUAUCGUAAUGAUGGCGAUGAUGACCGGGACAAGCUUGGGGAUCCGACAGGGGAUGAUUACUAUCACAAGUCUGACGAUCCACAGGGUGAUAUUUCCGACCUGGCUCUUUCAGCGAAUCGAUAUCCAGCGGAUAUGGGCGACAUACAUACUAGCUGGGACAAGGCUAAUCAUAAACGUAAAAUCAUUGAGGAAAUGAACGGACGUGUUGACAGCCGGAAUUAUGAUAAGGUCACCAGUUUCAGAAGGCGUAAAAGUGCCAAGCCGGUUGGAGAAGGGGGAGGUGAAAUGUCACCGGGUGGCACGAGCGAUAAGAAAGAGGAAACGAUCCAGGAUCAAAGUACAGUUUAUCGACAACAGGACGAUGAUUCGGAUCAGGUUGAGACCACGACGGCAUGCGACUGUGCUGCAAAGUGUGCCACAGCGGAAAGCACAACGGAUGAAAGCACUCAGGAAACGGAUGCUACUGAAGCUAGUGGUGUUGAUGAAGAGGUGACAACGGAAGAACCCGAAGAAGAAGAAGAUGAAGAAGAAAUUACUUCUGAGGAACCCGUUGAACAACCUGAGUCGAGUGCCGAAAGCGAUUCAGGUCAGAAGAAAGAGGUUUACAUUGAUUUGAGAAUUGGCAUCAAGAAUGUGGGAAAUGAUAGCACGGCAUCGCAGGAAGAACCAGUAGAAUUUCAUAAGAAAAUUGUGGUCAAGCGAGAGGAGCUUGAGAAUAAUGUCUCUGCUCAAGCAGAGUCUUCGGAAUCAAAUUUCCCCAUUGAUUUGGUAAAGGCCAUCUAUCAAUUAGUGGACAAGGAUGACAGCCUUCGGAAACACGUGGCACCACGUCUGCCCGAUCGAACCAAGUUGUUGUCCAAGCUGGAGCAGCCUGGCCGCAGGCAAAAGAUUAAUGACCAUCGACUGGAGAGUACUGGGGUGGACAAGAGCCGUGCUGGAGGUGGCCCUUCAAUGGGAGCCGCUCCAUCGGUGGCUAGUAUUGAGGACAACAAGACCAACAGCAAAGCUUUGGCAAGCGUGCUUGAAGCCAUUGGAGAAUUGAUUCGAAGAAGAUCGUAA